AUGAAUACUACUAUGACUACUGUGGAUAAUUCAAAAGCAUCUUCGUGUUCAUCAGUUGGUGCUACCUUCAAUCUUCGUUUAUUGGUUAUUUUUAACCCAGUUCAGUAUUAUCAGGUUGUUAAUUCGCUAAAUACAAUUUCAACAACCAAUACUCUGGAAAAUUUUCAAACCAUGGACGAUUUCAAAACUCAGAUAAGAAAAUGUUCCCCACUACCAAAUGUAACAAAUUCACCAAUAAAUCAUAACGGAGAUGGGAUUUGUAAACCGAAGAAGCAUAGUUUACCAAUGAGUAUUAGCAUACCUAAUGAUCUUGUCAUCAGUGCGGAUAAUUUACAAUCAUCUCCAACUGUAUUACUCCCAACGAAAACCAUAGCACCUGGUUCUUCAUUUCCUAUUAGUACAUUUACUACUUCUCUGCAGAAUAAUUCACUAGGACGUCGAGGACAAAAUUGUCAUUCUUUAUCAUAUACUGCUGUAAAACGAUCAUCACAUAGUGCAAACACUUCACCAACUCGAUUGUCUAAUCAUCAUGAAGAUAAUCAAGAGUAUUUUAAGAAAACUACAGAUAAUAAUAAACAGUCAAUUACUUCUCAAUCACAAUUUCAUAAUAACAAUUUAUCUAGACCGUAUGAACAGCAUUCAUCUACAGAGAAGUUAAACAAUUCUAGAAAUACUGAUAAUAUUAAUUAUUCUAACUCAAUGCAGAGAUCAUCAUCACAACCUGAUUUAGUUAUGAUGAAUGACAUCACCUCUUCGAAAUAUCAUCCUGCAUUCAAUGAAUAUUUUGUUCAUCAUCAUCAUCAUUUAAUUAAUGGUUUCGAUUAUUUAAGCACUAACGGAGGAGGAAAUAAUGCUAAUGGUGAUAAUUUAUCAGUGAUACGUGUAUGGCGAUCCAGUGACAAUGGAAAAGAUCAUUCAAGUAAAUUAAUUAUACUACCACGUAGACAAACUAAUGCAUGUGAAGCUACACGUUUAUGCAUUGAAGAAUUUGGUAUACCAGAGGAGGAUCAAAAUUCUUAUUGCUUAUACCAUGUCACUGUUGAAUCUGGACCGAUUGUUAAACAAAGUCGUCUAGCUAACAUAGUGGAUGAUUUAGCUGGACGACUUACUUUAAAUUCAAGAUAUUAUUUGAAAAAUUUACGUAAUCAUGAUCCUUUGAUUGCUGAUGAUAUUGCAAAGUCAAUUCUUGCUGAAAGUCGUGUUACAUUCACACAGCUUCCACCAGAAGAGUUAGCUGCUCGUUUAACUCUAGAUGACUAUGAAGUAUUUCGUACUGUCCAAUCAACGGAAUAUAUUGAUGAAGUGUUUGGACUUAGUAAUACAUGUGUUGAUAAUGUAUCUACAACUACUAGUAAUAGUGGAGCUCCAGUUGGAAGUGGUAAUGGCAAUAAUUCUGGAUAUGCGACGGGUCAUGAGAACUUGGAUCGGUUCACGGAUCUAGUCAAUCGAGAAGCAUAUUGGGCUCCUACAGAGAUUUGCAAUGAAAGUAAUUUAAAUCGACGAGUUGAUUUGUUGAAACGCUUCAUUAAGCUUGCCAAAUUAUGCCGUGAACUACGUAACUUCAACACCAUGUUUUGUCUACUUGUUGGAUUACAUCAAACAUGUGUUGAACGAUUAAAACAGACCUGGGAACGUCUACCGAAUAAAUAUCAGAAAAUCUAUCGUGAUCUAAGUAUGGUAUUGGAUACAUCUAGAAAUUUUCACCAUUAUCGUUCUCUUAUAUCAACGGAUAAUGCGUCUGCACCAAUGUUACCAUAUUUACCACUAGUAUUAAAAGAUCUGACAUUUAUUCAUUUGGGUAAUCCUUCUCGUACACCUGAUGGACUGAUCAAUUUUGUGAAGUUACGCAUGCUUGCCAAAGAGGUACGUGCUAUUUGUCGAAUGUGUAAUGUGGAUUAUGAUUUGUGUACUACUACACAACGUAAUCGAGUUACCGGUGGACGUACACGUGCCGGUGUCAAUUUAAGUGCAGUUAAAGCAGUUGCUGCUGUCUCAUCAAUUAAUCCAAAAUCAUACUUUUCCAAUAUUACAUCUUCGGUUAAUAAUAAUACUAAUAAUGGUGCAGAUUCAAGUUGGUCAGAUUAUGAUAUAGUCGAGGUUAAACUCAAUAACUUCAAUACUGUUGAUGAAAGCAAACAACAACAUCAAAAUCGGGAAAAGAAACCAAACCUUGACAUCAAUCCGACUACAAAUGCCAGUAAUACAAAUGUUAACGCUAGCGGUGCCAACGCUGGGUACAAGCGUAAUCAUCAACAAGGGAGUUCUGUAACUUCUGUUUCUAGUGGAAAUUUAAACUUGGGUUUGCCUAUACCUACUCCUAUCAUAAGUACUGGUGGUGGUGGAGGAGGAGGAGGAGGUAUCCGAAGACGAUCUAACUUGGGCAUAAUCUCAUCUUCAAUCAAUCCAAAAAAGAUUUAUGAAAGUUGGCUUAUGACUUUACGUAUUCGUACUUAUUUAGCCAAUUUAAAAGUUGUUCAAGACCCAGAAUUACUGUCUCAAAUGUCUACACGUUUAGAGCCUGGAGCAAAAGAUUCAAAAAUUAUGCAACCCCUUACAACGUCUACUGCAGGAGGAGGAACUUCCGCCACAAGUGGAGGGAAUGAAUUACAACAACUUGAUGUAUGCAGUUUGUCAUCUGACAACACUACAGAGUUGAAAGAUUCGAAGUUGUCUACAAAAAAUUCUGCGCAACCUGUCACAGUGGAUACAAAUUCAAACAAGAAAUGUUCACCAAAAGUUGUAUUUGCAUCAACAGGUCCUGUAUCAUCAUCAUCACCAACAACAACAAUAACAACAUCGUGUUCAGCAUCUACAGUCUCAGGUGGCACAUUUACUCGUCCAAUUUUAGGUGCACAAUCAAUUGAAGAUGCCCGUAAGUUAUUAGCUCUAAGCGAAAAUAGCAGACGUUCAUCUCAGCGACGCUUACCAGCAUUCACAUUUCCAAACCACCAUCAUAAUCAUAAUAGUAAUAAUACUAACGCUAACCAACCAAUAUUUAUUACACCACCGCUUGGAUCAUAUGCUGGAAUCGGAUUUGGACAGUUAAAAUCACAUAACAAUCAUAAUGCAUCAUCUCAUCAUAUGCAUAACAAUCUUAUUCAAGUGUCAACUAACCCACAGAUUUCUUCUACAUCUGGAAAUCCUAAUGUUGUCAUCUCCACAUGCUCUAACCACUUACACCAUCAUCAUUACAGCCAUGCUCAUCCUCGUUAUCCACAGGGGGCACGAUGUUAUUCCACUUCUGCAGGUACAAUGGGGAGUAAAAGUCUACUUCUAGAUAAUCUCAUCCCAAUGCCAUCCCGGAUAACAGGGACUGGAGGAAAUCCUAAUAUGAAUAAUAGUAGUAGCAGUAAUAAUGGGAACGCUAAUUCUGCAUCAAAUCAAAUUUAUGCCCUGCUGCCAAAUCAAAGACAUCCUUCUCAUCUUCAGCAGCAGUUGCAACAACCUCAUUAUCAUCCUUUAACUUAUCACCAAGCUUCAGCAUCUCCACCUCAUAAUAGGAGUCAGCCUACAACAAAACACCAAUAUGUUGUACAAACAACCAAUCAGAAUACAAAUUAUCACUAUCAACAACAACAACAGAACCUUCAGUCCCGGUCAAAUCAUUUUGGACCUCGUCCAACACCAAAGUCGAAUUCUGUUUGUACGGGGUCGCAUCAAUCUUGUCAAGGUAUUUCCUCACAACAACAAAUGUCUUGUACAUAUUGGCAUCCUAAUUCAACCGGAGGAUCCUACACUGCACAACAGAACCAACAGGUGACAGUAUCAUCAGCUCGAUCCAGAGAACAACCAUCGUUACAACAGCAAAAGCAACAGCAACAACAAAAUUUAGCUUCAUUUACCUCUGAUGAGAACUACUUAUAUCCUACUGCAAAUACGCAUCCUAUUGGUGGUCCGGUGUUAUCUAUACCUCGUCAUUAUAGACAGUCCACUAUACAAAGAAUAAACCCACAAUAUUUAAAUGCCAAGCCUACUCGCCCACCACCAUAUGAAGUAGCUCUUGCUCUAAGACAUCCUCAAAAUGACAAUGUACAACGUGUACAACAGUCACCGAAACACGAUACGUCUAUAACUCGUCAUGAAAAUAAUUAUCGUAUCGCAAAUAAUUUAUCGCCUGGUAGUAAACAGCGACCGAGUGGACAUAUUUCGAUGAUACAGGCUCAAAAUCUUAAGUUGGAAACACCAUCAUUUAAUACGAAACAACCAUCUGAUAUAUAUUCCCAACAGCCUGCAAACUAUUCAUUAUCCUCUAGACCACCUGAAAGAAAUAAAUCCUCUACAGUCUGCCAAUCACCACAACAACGAACACAACAAAGACCUUCUCCACCAUCUUAUCAGCAGGUUUUAUCCAUGACAAGACAAGGGAAUAAUCAAGGAUCUUUAAAAAUUAUUUCUGCUCAAUCUCAUCCACAUUCAGAUCAUUAUCAACCGAAUGGACGCCCACAACCUCCACAAAGAACAAUGGCUACACUUUCAUCAAAUUGUAAUCAUGCUAAUUUUAGAGCUUCAUCAGCUAGUCCUGGCAUAACUAUUGUUCGUCCAAUUGUUAAUGAUCUUAAUUCUGUUGAACCGCGUCAAAGGCACGUAGUCAGAUCGACCCAGAAGACAACCUUCCAGUAA
Heterobilharzia americana is the source of this 4620-nucleotide messenger RNA. NCBI's taxonomy places the organism in Eukaryota, Metazoa, Platyhelminthes, Trematoda, Strigeidida, Schistosomatidae. The record is from the annotation of a GenBank genome assembly.